UCUCCUAAUAAAUUCAUUCUUUUUCAAGGCGUGAUACAAAAAUAUGGUAUUCUACUUUGAGUCAAAUGUGAUAUCCCCACCUGUGUUAAUUUAUGUUGGCCGAGAUAAACACGAAAACGAAGAUCUUAUUCGUUGGGGUUGGCCAGAAGAUGUAUGGUUUCAUACAGAUAAACUUUCAUCGGCUCAUAUCUAUUUAAGACUACCAGAAGGUAUGACCAUAGACACAAUACCUGCAGAAUUGUUGACUGAUUGUUGCCAGCUGACAAAAGCAAACAGCAUUGAAGGUUGCAAGCAGAAUAAUGUAGCGAUUGUUUACACACCGUGGGCGAACUUAAAGAAAACUGGUGAUAUGGCUGUUGGCCAGGUUGGGUUUCAAAAACAAAAAGAAGUACGCAGAAUAAUGGUCGAAACGAAGAUUAAUGUUAUUAUAAACCGACUGAACAAGACAAAAGUUGAAAAGGAAAUUGAUUACAGAGCGUUACGUGAACAGAGAGAUCAAGCUGAGCAAAGAGAAGCGAAGAAAAAAAUUCAAGAAGAAAAAGCCUUAAAGAAAUUAGCAGAGGCUGAAAAAGCAGAACAAAAGGAACUAAAAAAUUACUCCUCGCUUAUGGUGGAAUCAAAUAUGACUUCAAAUGUUGACAAUCCGAUAGACGAAGAUGAUUUUAUGUAAAAAUAAUAGAAAGAACAG
Messenger RNA from Hydractinia symbiolongicarpus, 688 nucleotides. RefSeq names its product coiled-coil domain-containing protein 25-like. The record is from RefSeq and is a predicted model, not a curated record. The transcript has a single exon. NCBI's taxonomy places the organism in Eukaryota, Metazoa, Cnidaria, Hydrozoa, Anthoathecata, Hydractiniidae. Bases 44 to 670 code for a protein of 208 amino acids.